This is a messenger RNA of Arvicanthis niloticus (Nile rat), 554 nucleotides long. Lineage: Eukaryota; Metazoa; Chordata; Mammalia; Rodentia; Muridae. The record is from RefSeq and is a predicted model, not a curated record.
CACAGUGGUUGACAGCAGAGGAGAGGAACCAACUUAUUCCUGGCUUGAAAGCAGCAGGGUGGUCGGAACUAAGCGAGAGAGAUGCCAUCUACAAAGAGUUCUCCUUCAAAAAUUUUAAUCAGCUGCACCUCUCCACUUCCCGCCCCCUUCUGGCCUGCUAUCCAGCCCUUGAACAUUUCCUCAAACUCUGACCUCCCCCUGGAGACUCAGCCUUCACAGGCGUUUGGCUUUAUGUCCAGGGUUGCCCUGCAAGCAGAGAAGAUGAAUCACCACCCAGAAUGGUUCAACGUGUACAACAAGGUCCAGAUCACCCUCACCUCACAUGACUGUGGAGGCCUGACCAAGCGUGAUGUGAAGCUGGCCCAGUUCAUUGAAAAAGCUGCUGCUUCUCUGUGAUCGCCUUCAAAACGCAUGAAAAGUUCCAACACCUGUCUGCUUGUCUGCAGUGUGCUUAGAAAGGCAUUUAUGUUAAUAAAUUGUCAUAAAGUAGUUCAUAUUUACCUGUAUACAUUUUUGUAUAAUUGAUACUCAAAUAUAGAAUGAUUUGAAGCCAA